UUCCUCCCGUUAGGGGCCCCGCCUUCGCCCUGCGGCUGCCUCGCCCCUGCCGCGGGCCGCGACUCUCGUGUGGCUGGUCUCAGCGCGCGGCGCAGGCCGCUCCGCCUUGCGGACGGGUCUGUUGGUCUACAUGUUGCUGAAUGGACCGUUCCCAAGAGCAGGGAGUCUGCCCUGAGGGCUAAUAAUCCAUGAACCGUGCAAAUAUAGUGCUAUCAAACAACAGAUAUACAACACCAUGCAUAUAGAUUUCUGCUUCUGACACCAUCACAGAACCCUGAAUACCUACCUUGUGUCAUGGCUGUAUAGAAGACAUCCAGCUGAUAUCAUUAAUGGACUCCAAUGAACAUCCUUUUGGAGUCCACUGACUUUUUAUAUCGGGGAUGCAUGCUCUCAUGGACAACAUGAAAGGGUAGCGGUGAAAGUUUUACAUUGACAACAAAAUUUUUGUUACUACUGCAGGCUGGUGAUCUGACAUGGAAAAUAGUUAAUUUAGUUUUUGGCUCAAUUUAACUUCCGGAUAACUGCCUUUUUUAAUUCAGUGGCCCUAUAGAAACCCCUCGAUUUUAGAUUUUUAAUGACAGUGUUGUCUUAAAUAGACAAUUAGAAUGAGUAAAAGCAAAUUGGUUUCCUUCUGGAAAAUUUUUCUCUAUUGACCAUGUUUAACCAUUCUGUUUUAUUCAGCUAUUUUUUUUAAACAUCUCCCAAAGAGUUAAUGCACCUUAUAUAGGACACCUGACCUUUUGCAGCUUCAUAAUUCAUAUCUAGAUGUCACCAGUGUUUCCCAUGUUAACAGUUCUCAGCAUGUUUUACUAUAUCUGCCUUCGGCGCCGAGCAAGGACAGCUACAAGGGGAGAAAUGAUGAACAGCCGGAGAGCUAUUGAAUCAAACAGCCGAGCCUUACCUAUCAAUGUUGAAGUAGUCCAGUAUGCCAAAGAAGUGUUGGAUUUCAGUUCUCAUUACGGUAGUGAAAACAGCAUGUCCUACACCAUGUGGAAUUUGGCAGGUAUUCCAAAUGUGUAUCCCAGUUCUGGUGACUUCACUCAGACUGCUGUGUUUCGAACUUAUGGAACUUGGUGGGAUCAGUGUCCUAGUGCCCAGUUGCCAUUCAAGAGGACUCCACCUAACUUCUAUAGCCAGGACUACGUAGAGCUUGCUUUUGAGGAGCCAGUUUAUCCCACAGCAGUGCAUGUUCUGGAGACAUAUCACCCUGGGGCUGUAAUUAGGAUUUUGGCUUGUUCUGCAAAUCCCUAUUCCCAAAAUACACCAGCUGAAGUAAGGUGGGAAAUCCUUUGGUCAGAAGCACCUAGCAAGGGGAAUUCUCCUCAGGCUCGCCAGUUCACACCUUGUAUUAAACAGAUUGACUUUCCCACAAAUCUAAUCCGAUUGGAAAUAAAUAGUUCCCUUCAGGACUAUUACACUGAAUUAGAUGCAGUAGUACUGCAUGGUGUGAAAGAGAGACCUGUACUUUCACUUAAGACAUCGAUGAUAGAUAUGAAUGAUUUGGAUGAAGAUGAUGAUGAAGAAAAGAAUGGCUGUGAAAUGGAUAGUCUUAAUAAACAGUUCAGUGUUACAGCCCUCAGGGAAUGGACAACUAAUGGAUAUUUUGAUAAACUGCCUUAUGAGCUCAUUCAGUUGAUUUUGAGUCACCUCACAGUACCAGACCUGUGUAGACUAGCACAGACUUGUAAGCUACUAUAUCAGCAUUGCUGUGAUCCUCUACAAUACAUUCACCUCAGUUUACAACCCUACUGGGCAAGGAUAAAUGACACAUCUCUGGAAUACCUACUGUCUCGCUGCACUCUCGUCCAAUGGCUGAAUUUAUCUUGGACAGGAAACAGGGGAGCCAUAUCUGUUUCUGGAUUUAGCAGGUUCCUGAAAGUUUGUGGCUCUGAACUAGUGCGCCUUGAGUUGGCUUGCAGCCAUUUCCUCAAUGAGACUUGCUUGGAGGUCAUUGCUGAGAUGUGUCCAAACCUUCAGGAAUUAAAUCUCUCCUCCUGUGAUAAGCUACCACCUCAGGCUUUCAACCAUAUUGCCAAAGUGUGCAAUCUUAAGCGUCUCGUCCUUUAUCGAACAAAAGUAGAGCAAACAGCACUGCUCAGCAUUCUGAACUUCUGUUCAGAGCUUCAGCACCUCAGCCUUGGUAGCUGUGUCAUGAUUGAAGACUAUGACCUGAUAGCGAGUAUGAUGGGAGCAAAGUGCAAAAAACUGCGUACUCUGGAUUUGUGGAGAUGUAAAAACAUUACUGAAAAUGGAAUAGCAGAACUGGCUUCAGGAUGUCAGCUCUUGGAGGAGCUUGAUCUUGGCUGGUGCCCUACGCUACAAAGCAGUACUGGCUGCUUCACAAGCCUCGCGCGUAAGCUCCCAAACUUGCAAAAGCUCUUUCUUACAGCCAACAGGUCUGUGUGUGACACAGACAUUGAAGAACUUGCUGCUAACUGUACUCAUCUUCGGCAGCUGGACAUACUGGGGACAAGGAUGGUAAGCCCUGCAUCUUUAAGAAAAUUGCUGGAGUCUUGUAAGGAUCUUUCUUUACUUGAUGUGUCCUUCUGUUCACAAAUUGAUAAUAGAGUUGUCCUAGAACUGAAUGCCAGCUUUCCUAAUGUGUUCAUAAAAAAAAGUUUCACUCAGUGACUCACUAUGUGUGCUGCUAUGGAAUUCAUUUGACAGUGUUGUUUCCUGUGAAUUUGUGAUUACAUUUUUCUUCAAAAAAGAAAUUAAAAUCUUCCAUAAAAUAGAGGGGAAAUGUUAACAAUAUUCUUGAAAUGAGUACAUAUUAUGUAUUUGGUGCAGAGCUCUUAUUCUCCUGUACCUAGUAAUUGUUUUCCCUUUGUUAAUUGAUGGCACUGCAUGUGUUUAAAUAGCCACAUUUGUGGCCUAAACUAGAGAAGAUGAAGAAAACAUAUUCUUGAUGCCCUUUUAAAGAAAAUUUUGUACAAUAAGAUACAUUAAAAUCCAGGUGAAAGUGAAGUUUUAACAUUUAGCAAUAGAGAAAUGAUGUGAGUUUCUCUGUCUUGUAGGUUGUAGUGUUUUAGUUUUGGCCUGUGGCAUAAGACCUUGUGAUCUGGCCUGUAAUGUGCUGUCUGAAAAAUUGUUUAAGCUAGUGUAAGAUCAGACUAGACUAAAGAGCCACUUUUUUCUCUCCUUUUGUUGACAGUGAUUGGUAUCUAUUUUAAAACUCUGAUAUAUCUGCUAAGAGUUUUUUUUCCCCUUCAAAUGGAUGAAAUGCGGCAAUGUUUUACAGUCCAGCUUAAUUGACACAACAGAAAAAUACAAAAACCCACCAUAUGAGUUUAUAGCAGAAAC
Messenger RNA from Chelonoidis abingdonii (Abingdon island giant tortoise), 3303 nucleotides. RefSeq names its product F-box and leucine rich repeat protein 4 (gene FBXL4). The record is from RefSeq and is a predicted model, not a curated record. Gene Ontology annotation, cellular component: SCF ubiquitin ligase complex. Gene Ontology annotation, biological process: SCF-dependent proteasomal ubiquitin-dependent protein catabolic process. Gene Ontology annotation, molecular function: protein binding. Lineage: Eukaryota; Metazoa; Chordata; Testudines; Testudinidae.